This is a messenger RNA of Dacryopinax primogenitus, 1658 nucleotides long. RefSeq lists its product as uncharacterized. Gene Ontology annotation, biological process: cellular response to oxidative stress; protein N-linked glycosylation. Gene Ontology annotation, cellular component: endoplasmic reticulum membrane. Bases 312 to 1595 code for a protein of 427 amino acids. The transcript is spliced from 3 exons. The record is from RefSeq and is a predicted model, not a curated record. Lineage: Eukaryota; Fungi; Basidiomycota; Dacrymycetes; Dacrymycetales; Dacrymycetaceae.
CGGAAACACAGGACCCGACAGCCGAUGCGCUCGGUAUAGCCCUCCUCGCACUCAUGGACAGUACAAGUCCUAAACGACCUCGUCUUCAUACACUUGCUAUAUCGCCUAUCGUUUCCCCUUCUGCUUCUCCCCAACAGUCAACGUCGGCACUACCCCAGGGACAUGCGAGACACUGCUCGUAUCCUCACCCUCAGCCGAGGCGCAAGGCAAGGUCUGCUUGGAGCUCGAGGAAUAGCUCGCCCUCCCGUUCGGUAUCUUACAGCGGUGCUGAGGGGAGCGGUUCGGGAGGUGGUGCAGGUGGGGGUGGGGGUAUGGGCGCGGGUGCGGGGGGAGACGGCGAGGCGAUCGGGAACCGACCGAGGAGCAAGAGUCAUACGAGUUUGUCACAGUACUUUGGCACUUCGCCCGUAGUGCCGCACGACAUUUCCUCGAUUUCCCUCCCAGUGGGGUACGAUCCCCGUCCGGAGGGUGAGGAAGAAGACGAUACCGAGACGGACGCGGAGACAGUGCGAGGUCGGGAAACAGAGGGCGAAGGUGAAGAGACAGAAACAGAAGCAAGACGGGCACUCCUCUUCCCUCCCGCCGCUCCCUUUUCCCGCGCUAAGAGCCUAACGGACAUGCCUACUCUCUCGGGGCUCUCCUACCCUCCCCAACCUCCUGCCUACUCCCGUGCCGACCCCGCGUUCACCACUCUGGACGGACAUGCCGGACCUUCGGUACCCAUCCUCCCCCCGGUGCAUGGACUGGAUAUAGGGAGGGGCACAGCUAUUCCAGGACGGAAAGAGGCGUGGAGGGUUACGCUGGAAGACGUCAACCUGCGUCUGCUGAAUCGGGGGCGUAAUCGACGUGCCAAAACAGUCCGAAGCGACACCGAGACCGAGACCGAACCGCUCCCGACGGCGCGCAUCCCUCCACCUAAACCGCGCUCCGACCGACCGCCCCUAGCACGCCUAGUCCCCCUAUUCAUGUUCUUCUGUCGCGGCCUAUCCAUCGUUCCCGCCGUGCUGGGCACCUGCUGGCACCUCUAUCUCGCGUACAAGAUCCCUUGGCGGUGGGGCCCUUUUAGCGAGAAUGGGGUGUUUAGGUUUGGCCCGGUUUCACCGGGAAGAGAGGGGGAAGAUAUCGUCGGCAUGGGAGGGAUGGACCAUGCGAUUGUUUCCUGCUGGAGCAUCGCCACAGGCGUAUGGUGCUACCUCCUAGCCUCAGGCCUCCUCCGCCGUUGGCUAACAUACUAUUCCCUCUUCCCCACCCUUAUCCGGCAACUCUCCCUUCAAGCAAUCUGCUGGUCCUCCACCCAUCUUACAAUCCAGGUCUUCGGCCCCUCCCGCCCACUCACAGCCUGGGUCGUAAUAGGCACCACGACGUCCAUAUCGCACAGCGUGCAGAUCUGGGUCACGUCCAACAUCCGCCUGGCGAGCAAGGACGAGCGCGAGAGCAGACGAUGGUUCGCCGUCCCUUUGGGCCUGGAUUAUUGGCUUGGGAAGAGGAAGAUGGAUUGGGCCAAAGUGGUGAGGCAGAGUGGGAUCCCGCUGUUUGUCCUGUAUUUCGUGACGUGUUGGACUAUGCUCUUGGAUCGGGAACUGAUCAGCAGGUGAAGGGGAUGCCGGGAGCUUGGAAGUACGAAAAUCUCGGAAUCUGAAUUACGAACUCGACGAACG